Mus musculus (house mouse) is the source of this 12167-nucleotide messenger RNA. It is a transcript of the gene Fmn1, whose product is annotated as formin 1. Gene Ontology annotation, cellular component: plasma membrane; nucleus; cytosol. Gene Ontology annotation, biological process: actin nucleation. The record is from RefSeq and is a predicted model, not a curated record. The transcript is spliced from 20 exons. Lineage: Eukaryota; Metazoa; Chordata; Mammalia; Rodentia; Muridae. Bases 567 to 4859 code for a protein of 1430 amino acids. Gene Ontology annotation, molecular function: microtubule binding.
AGCAGGCGCGUGUUAGGGAGGCGGAGCCUGUGGCUAGGGGCGGGGCCUCGGCGGUGGAAGGCACAGCGACCGCUUCACCGCUCUGGCUCGGUACUGGAGCGCGGAGGCAUCCCUCGCAGCAGCUGCUCCCGCUGCUGCACCUGGUCAGAGACUCUGCAAACAGGAGCGUCAGUGUUCAGAGAAGGUGACUUGCAAAUAGACCAUCUUAUCUUACUGGACCAUCUUCCCAUUGAGACUGUGAAAUGAGUCAGUGUCUGCACAGCUCCAAGGAAACAUGAGGUGAUGGGGCAGUUUUAGGGUUACUGGUCCAGGAGGCUCCUGGGGCCAUUCCAGGCCAAUGGAUGACGGUACUAAGAAGGCACCUACAGCCCUCUCUCACAGUCUACAUCAGCAUUUCUGAAUCUUCUUUUCAUUGCCACCCACCUCUGGGAAGUUCAUGCAACAGGCAGCCUCAUUGCGGGAGAGGACUGUCAGCUGCCUGCUCUGCCUAGCCAUCAUCACAUGCCUCCUGACUGGAACUGACCUCAGACCAGCAUCUCCACAGCAUGAAUAAUUAGGUAGGCAUAAUGGAAGGCACUCACUGCACCCUCCAGCUGCAUAACCCCAUUGCCGAACUCUGCUAUAUCAGCUUCUAUCUUCCAAAAGGGGAAGUCAGAGGAUUUUCAUACAAGGGCACUGUAACUCUAGACAGAUCCAAUAACGCUUUCCAUAACUGCUACCAAGUCAGGGAGGGGCCAGACAUCACCAGCCUCAGCCAGCAGCCAAACGAACAUCCAGGCGACAUAUUUUUCAAACAGACUCCCACAAAAAACAUCCUGACAGAGCUAUACAAGCUCACAGCAGAGAAGGAGAGGCUGCUGGACAGUCUGCUGAGGUCAGACAACAUCCUCGGUGUUUCAAUGGGGAGCCAGGAGGGAAAGUUGCAGGAGCUGUCAGUAAUCCUUGCCACUGGGGAUGAGUAUUUCCAGAGUGCUGGCAACUGGCGCAGAGAACUCCCUGUGAGCUCUCUCAUUAGGAGGAGCACCCAAGAGAACAAAAAGCCCCGGAGGUCUGGCAGGAGGAGAGAGAGCCCGGAGGAGCUCCGGCAGAAGAGAACCAGGAGGAAAGGGCGUGGCUGCCAGGAGUCAGCAUUUCAGAUGGGGAAGGACCAGGUCUGUUCCAGUAGCUCCCUUUCUUUUCGAGCUCGGCCUAAUCUCCGGCUCCUAGAAGAAAGAGGAAAUUUAGUUCCUCGGGGAACGCUUACCUCUUCGCUACGGAGAAGAGAGAGCUGCCCAGCCAACAUCCUCAGGACACCGGAUGCAGACCUGGCCUUCGGAAACUCUGGGAGAACCUCAGAGGACACUGAUCUUGAAGGACCUCUGUCCCCUGACAGCAGCCCCACUGAGGUAGGAGAUGCUGAUGUGGGAGGGCAGCUCAAGAGUUCUCACCAGCAGGAGCCCCCACAACCAAAUGUGUCUGAAAGCCAUGGGAAACAUGCAGGGGCAGAGAGGUGGAGCAGCAGGACUCGGAAGUCAAAGUCAUUGGAGAGGACUUGCAGUAAGAAACCUGUUUCCAAAGUGGUGGCCAAGAUUCAGGAACCAUCUGCCCCAGUAAAACGAAUAGUUAGGGCGCAUCAUGACGGCAAGGGAAGGGUUGCCUAUGGCCCAGAGACCCAAACUGAGUUUAUCCCAAAAGCUGACUUCCUCACCCUCCCAGGAGGUGAAACUGAGACUCAUAGUUCCGGGAGGCUGGAGGAGGAGCAGCCAGGGAUCAAGUCAUUGCGGUCCUCAGCCCCAGAAAGAGCCUCCAUUACCAAAGAACCAGCCAGCACCGAGGCCGCUGUGAACAAGGUUCUCCGCAAGGUGAUAGAGAGUGAGAAGUUAGACGAAGCUACAGAGGGGAAAAGGUUGGGCUUCUCUCUCAACACAAGGGCCACCCACACUUUCCCAGAAACUCGAAGCCAAAGGAAGGCUGGGCUACCGCAGAGUGGCCAUAAAUUCUUGCUUCUGGAUCUGCCGCACACGGUAGGUCCUGAUUCCCCACAACCCAAAUGCGAUGAGAAGAAGCCAACCCCCCAGGUUCCAACAGCUCUUGGCAUGGUAUUUAAUAAUUCAUCGCCUCAGUCCAGCGCACACAAACGGCUGUCACCUGUUCCCUCGCCUCUGUCUCCAAGGUGUCCCAGUCCACAGCAGCAUCAUAGGAUCCUUCUGCUCCCACCACUGCCUAGUGAGGGAGAAGUUGUUUUUAAUGAGUACCCUAGUAGAAAGAACGACGUCUCCUCUGGGUUCCCCUCUGCUGACACCUUGGAGCCAUCAUCUACUACGAAGGUCACGGAGACCAAAGGAGCCAGCCCGACUUCCCUCAGAGCAAGCCAAACUUGGCUGGUGUCUGAGGAAGCUUCCGAAAAAGGCUUGGGGCCAGAGAAGAUCACAGCUCCACCCCAGCACCAGUUGCCACCAGGUAUUGCCUCUGAAGGCUUUCCCUGUGACAACUUCAAAGAGCAGACGGCAAAAGACCUUCCCAAUAAGGAUGGAGGGGUUUGGGUCCCUGGUUACAGAGCCGGACCACCCUGUCCAUUUCUGCUCCAUGAAGAGAAAGAGAAGACAAGUAGAAGUGAAUUGUACUUGGAUCUCAACCCUGACCAGAGCCCCACAGAGCAGGACGACAGGACUCCAGGCAGACUCCAAGCUGUCUGGCCACCCCCAAAGACAAAGGACACAGAAGAAAAAGUGGGACUGAAGUACACUGAAGCAGAAUACCAGGCUGCUAUCCUACAUCUGAAGAGGGAGCACAAAGAAGAAAUCGAAACCCUGCAGGCUCAGUUUGAACUCAAGACAUUUCACAUCCGGGGUGAGCACGCAUUAGUAACAGCAAGACUUGAAGAAGCCAUUGAAAAUCUCAAGCAACAGUUAGGAAAGCGCCGGGAAGGAUGUGAAGAGAUGAGAGAUGUGUGCAUUUCCACAGAUGAUGACUGCUCUCCAAAGGCUUUCAGAAAUGUGUGCAUCCAGACAGACAGAGAGACCUUCCUCAAGCCCUGUGAUGCUGAAAGCAAAGCAACCAGAAGCAGCCAGAUAGUACCCAAGAAGCUGACUAUCUCCUUAACCCAGCUCUCUCCCUCAAAAGACAGCAAAGACAUCCACGCCCCAUUCCAGACAAGAGAAGGCACCUCCUCAUCUAGUCAGCAUAAGAUAUCCCCUCCAGCUCCCCCCACGCCACCACCACUCCCUCCACCUCUCAUUCCUCCACCUCCGCCCCUCCCACCUGGACUUGGACCUUUGCCUCCAGCACCACCCAUACCACCUGUGUGUCCUGUGUCGCCACCGCCACCUCCUCCGCCUCCUCCUCCAACUCCCGUGCCUCCAAGUGAUGGACCACCACCACCACCACCUCCUCCACCACCACUUCCCAAUGUCCUAGCUCUUCCUAACAGUGGAGGUCCUCCUCCUCCUCCACCUCCUCCUCCGCCAGGACUUGCACCCCCACCUCCUCCUGGACUGUCCUUUGGACUCAGCUCUUCUUCCAGCCAGUAUCCUCGUAAACCAGCCAUUGAGCCCAGCUGUCCUAUGAAACCUUUGUAUUGGACCAGAAUACAAAUAAAUGAUAAAAGCCAAGACGCCGCACCAACUUUAUGGGACUCCUUAGAAGAGCCUCAUAUUAGGGACACAAGUGAAUUUGAAUAUUUAUUCUCCAAGGACACAACUCAACAGAAGAAAAAACCCCUGUCAGAGGCCUACGAAAAGAAGAACAAAGUCAAAAAGAUCAUCAAGUUAUUGGAUGGAAAGCGAUCUCAAACUGUGGGAAUCUUGAUAUCUAGUUUACAUCUAGAAAUGAAAGAUAUUCAACAGGCCAUAUUUACUGUGGAUGACUCCGUGGUUGACCUGGAGACCUUAGCAGCCUUAUAUGAAAAUCGAGCCCAGGAGGAUGAACUGACUAAAAUAAGAAAGUACUAUGAGACAUCCAAAGAAGAAGACUUGAAACUGCUGGACAAACCUGAACAAUUUUUGCAUGAGUUAGCCCAGAUUCCCAAUUUUGCCGAACGUGCCCAGUGCAUAAUCUUCAGGGCUGUAUUUUCUGAGGGUAUCACAUCCUUACAUCGAAAAGUAGAGAUUGUCACACGGGCCUCGAAGGGCUUGUUGCACAUGAAGAGUGUGAAGGAUAUCUUAGCUCUCAUUCUGGCUUUUGGAAACUACAUGAAUGGAGGAAACAGGACGCGAGGGCAAGCAGACGGAUAUAGUUUAGAAAUUCUGCCCAAACUCAAAGACGUCAAAAGUCGGGACAAUGGGAUGAAUCUGGUGGACUAUGUUGUGAAGUACUACCUGCGAUACUAUGAUCAGGAAGCUGGAACAGACAAGAGUGUUUUCCCGCUGCCUGAACCACAGGAUUUCUUCCUGGCCUCUCAAGUCAAGUUUGAAGACCUCCUAAAGGAUUUGAGGAAGCUGAAGCGUCAACUAGAAGCAAGUGAGCAACAGAUGAAGCUGGUGUGCAAGGAGUCCCCAAGGGAGUACCUGCAGCCUUUCAAGGACAAACUGGAGGAGUUCUUCAAGAAAGCCAAAAAAGAGCACAAGAUGGAAGAAAGUCACUUGGAGAAUGCACAGAAAAGUUUUGAAACAACAGUGGGAUAUUUUGGAAUGAAGCCAAAGACUGGAGAGAAGGAGGUCACCCCCAGCUAUGUGUUUAUGGUGUGGUUUGAGUUCUGCAGUGACUUCAAGACCAUUUGGAAGCGGGAGAGUAAGAACAUAUCUAAAGAAAGAUUGAAAAUGGCUCAGGCAUCCGUCAGCAAACUGACAUCAGAGAAGAAAGUGGAGACAAAGAAAAUCAAUCCCACCGCUAGUCUGAAAGAAAGACUGCGUCAGAAGGAAGCCAGCGUGGCCACCAACUAAGAUGAAAACAGAAGGAAGUUACAAUAUGAAAGACAGCACCUCACUGCUCCUGCAGACACAAGGGCCACCGGGGAGUUCCUGAAAGACUAGUUAGGGACAUUUGCUCAUCUCCUUCUGAGGCCAUCUGCAGAAAGUCCCCUGUGCCUUCUUUGGGAAGUCUCUUGUCAAUCCACAAGAACAAUGCAAAGUUAUGUUUGGGAACACUACAGGAAUAUGUAAUUGUUUCUUGCAGAAGUCUUAAGUCCACCCAAUAAUAAGAUCAGAAGAUAUUUAAUUCUUUUCACAUUUUAUUUAUUUAAAGUGGAAAUUCUAAGCCUUCCAGUAUAUACCCUUGUCAUGAGAAAAGAGGUACAUGGUGAUCCCCAAGAGAACUCAAGCCUUAUUCCUCACACACUACAGUUUGUAUUGAUCUUAAUUUUUAUCCUGUUAUACUGAGAUCCUAUUGCAUUUUCACCAAAAAUAUUGAAACUUACCAGAAUUGAUUUUGAAGAGGUUUAAUACUGUGUAUCUCCCAGACUAGCAAAAUGAUUUUUGAGGAGAAGAAUGAUGGUGGUGGUGGUGAUGAUGGGGAUGAUAAUGAUGAUGAUAUAAUGAAAUGGACAGGAUUGAAAUCUCACAUGGGUGGAAAGGGAAUAAUAACCAUAAACCUUAAUCUGGAGAAGAAGUUUUGAUGCUGGAAGUGAGCAUCAGCUAUUGAGAUAGGCCUGCUCAGUUAAUAUGGCUUCCUGGCCAGUAGGCAUUCUGUACCAACUUCUAAUAGAAAUGAGGCAAGGACAAACUUGGAUCAAGAGGACCCAUUUGGGUGAGGGACCAGGUGGUUUCCAAUCCAGUGUGGACAGCAAAUGAAUGCUAUGCAGGCAUGCAGAUGAGAUCUGUACUAUAGUCUACAAUUUGUAUCCUGUCUCUCCCACCACCCCCGGCAGUGUCCAGACAGGAGAGCAGAUGCCACUCUCCCCUUUUACCAUGACCUUGACACAUGAGCACAUGAAGGAAGGUAGCCAGGGGGCAUUUGCUGUCCAAAAAAAUGUUAUGAGCAGAAGAGAUUUUUACAGUAACAUAAAAGCAGAAUUCUUAUGUUGAUAUUAACCUGCAAAUGGACUGUCAGCACCAGGUGGUGUCUUCUAACUCUGGUCCUUACAUCACAGAGAAAAGCCACCUUGCCCGUUUUUCCUCCAUUCUGUGAACUUCCCUGGUGAGAGAAGAAGGAGGACUGGGCAUGAACUGAGGAUUGUAUUGAAGACUGUGGUUUUUAAGCCUCGCUGUAAAGAAAGGCCAUGCUUUUGUGUUAGUGGAGACAGUCUAGAGUUGCUCAGAAUCUUGUAGGGUUUUCUGAUCUGGUUACCUCUAGCUGCCAUGUGGGGUCCACCUCUUGCCUCAGCAACUUUCCAGGACCUUUGAACUUGCCAGAUACCUUAAGUGUCUUCCCAGAAUCUGCCCACCUGUCAUCAGCCCCCCAGCCCCCCACCACUCAGGGACACUCUGCUAAUAGACACAAGCUAAGGAAAGCAGCACCGUAGCCUGACAUAGUGCAGACCUUGUAAAGCAAGAGUAGCUGGCAUCUCUUAAGUCACUGAUGCCAUUUCAUACAGGUGCUAGCUGUCUUUCUGUGGUUUGAAGGAAAGUUAUUGUCACGUGGUUUGUUUUCCUCAAAAUGAAGGGAUAGGACAAAAGAGACAAUCAAAUAUGGAGCUUAGCAUAGCUAGAAUGGCAUGAUGUCACUGUUCUUUUCCUGUGGCUUUUUAUUGUUGUUUCUCAUCAUUCUCACCUCGAGGAAGAGCAAGAGACUUAACCAGCAGGGCAAAUUCCACUUGCAGACAUCCUUUACUCUGUGGUCCCUUGUUAGUACCGAAGUGCAAAAAAGAAAUGCAGUUCUGUGUUUGGAACAAGAAGCAUCUCAGCAUUCUGUGAGAUCUGCAUGGAUCCUGUGGGUGGAGUCAGCAGGAACAAAGGGUUUUCCAUGGUAUUGAUGCUACCUCAGGUCUCUAAGAUGCACAUGAGUCAGCACAGGUGGCACUGUCUCUCCCUUGGUCCUUCAGGACCAUAGCAGAUCCUGCAGGUUGACACGAAGUAGACCAUAAUGUUGUGUGUUGGGAUUGGGGCAGGGGAGGGGGCUCUUUGUUGGGUUAAGGGUGCUGCAGAGAUGGCUUGAGGGUCAGGAGUACAAAGCCUUCCUGUAGAUGGCCAGAGUUUGGAUUCUAGUGCUCGUGCUGAGUGGCACACACUCAAACAUUACUCUCUCUUGGGAGUCUGACAUCCUCCACUGUCCUCCAUGGGCACCCGUGCUCACAUGCACAGACGCAAACACAGUUGUCAUACAUGCCACCACACAAAGACAUACACAUAUGCACAUAAUUAAAAACUAAAAAUGAAUCAUAAAAAACAAAUGGGUACAUGAUAUGGUAAGAUAAAUGAGGGGGAAAAAAACUAAAAAUAUGCUUUUGUCCCAAAUAUCUCAUUUUACAAGGUAGUUUAAAUUGUGUUAAAAUCACUAGCAAGAAGUAUAUAUUUUCUUUGAUUUUUAUUUUCAUUUUCCUUUGCCUGUAUUUAUCAAAGAAAAAGACCAAAAGAUGAUGGUAAAACCUCUGUUUCUAUAGAUUUAUUUUUAUACAUGUUUAAUUAUUGAAUCAUAAAAUGGGGACAUAUCAUCAAAUCCAAAGUGGUAACAGUGCUAAAUAAGCAUGUAUGAAAUUGAAUGGUUGUGAUGGCUGGUGGGCGGGGGCAAAGAGCCUACCAUCUCUGCCUGAGACAUCAGUUUAUACCAGACCAUUUUUACUAUGGAAUUUCAAGAGUUAAGGAUUGUCUUGGGAAACGUAGUCUAGAAAAAGCCACGUAGAGAAUAACGUGAUGUUCUAGAGUUGUAUGUGUCUGGGUUCUUCCUAUGAGAUCUAAGGGGACGUUAUAAGUGAGCAGAAUAUCAGAAGACCAUGAAUAUGGCAAUUCAUAGUUGAGCUGUGUUGGCUUGAGGGAUGCUGCUGCUAAGUAGGGUGGACUGGGCAAAGCAAUGAACUUUCAGGCAUUCGAGCUACUUCAUCUGCAUAAGGAAAUCCUCAAUGUAGGUGAGUCAGGUCUGUUCCCCAACUGAAAGGGCUGUAAAAGAAUGGAUUAAUGUUUAGCUCUCACAAAGAGAGAUAACCUUGGAUACAUCUUCAUCUUCUAGCUAUAUAAAGAAACAAUCCAGCUGCUUAGAAGCUGUGACUAAUACAGAGUUGACUUUAAAAAAAAGCCCCUCCAAAAACUCAACUCAGCAUCUCUCCCCCUAUGGACUUAACCCAAGUGUUUUUAAUGCUGGUAGCAGUUGGAUCCAGGCACAACCAGACUUAGUUGCACAACUGUAUGUGACCAAAAGACACAUUUUGUGUCACUCCUGCUUUCCUGUCAGCUGUUGACACCUUGGUAGGAGCUCUCAUUAUUACAUUCUCCAUUCUCCAUUUCCCUCUUCAAGGAUGGGCAAUCUACCAAAAUCCCUCAAGAUAACCCUUUGCUAGGAAGUGGUGAAUCUAAAAGCUGAAGCACGUUUCAUAUGAAGCCAGUUCAGUGGCCUUGUUUAUUUCAAGACAAUGCCUUAUAUCACAUUGGAGGAGUUUGAAUACUUAACAGGUUCUUUGUCAACAUGGAGACAUUAACAUGGUAGCUCACUGACUGGGUCUCUUCAGCUGUCAUCAGGCUUCCACCAGAAGAACAAACAACAACAAAAAAAGCCAAUGAAGCCAUGUGCUGUCCUUAGGCAGACGUACUUGUCUCCACUCCCCACUCCAUCUCAGCCCAACUCCAGACACCCUAGGGCUGACCAGCUCCAUUGAGACCCUGUUAUUUCUCUGCUUUUCUCUUUCCUUGCGCCCGUAGCCCGCAGGAGCCCUCCACUUUAUCCCAUAUUUUUGCUGUCAAAUUCUUAGUCUAGAGGAGACUGAGCUAACUUCAGCUUGCUUGCUUGCUUGCUUGCUUGCUUGCUUGCUUGCUUGCCCUUAAAGAACAGAUCAAGCCUACAUACUCCAUACACUAUACUUCAUACUACAAGCUCCAUCUGUCCUCAGAUAAUUGUCUGACUUUUUUUAGUCUUAAGUAUAGAGGGAAUCCCCUAAAGGCUGAUCCAACUGCUUCUGUGGUUCCACGGUAUUUUUCAUGGUUCAUGUGAAACGUGAUAUCACUGGGCUGCCAAAGCACAAAUGAGUCAGUAUUCUUGGGCAGAAGUGAACAUCCCAAGGAUUCAACAGGGAAUAAACAGGCUCUAGCACAUUAAGGAUGUGGCCUAGGCUGAGUGUUACCUUAAAAUGCCUUGUGGUCUCCACCUCUAAAGCUAUAAAAGUGUCUUAGAGAGAAUACUCAUCUAGUAAAUAGUGUGAGUUUCCAAUGUAUUAUCUUAUAUCAAGUAAGAAAUCAAGUAUAUAUCAGCAGAGGCUUACCAAAGUCAUACCUGCUCUCCUCCACUAUUCUCUUCCAGAGUUUUCUUCAACUUCCAUCUUAUAAACCAAGGUAUUUAAAUUGUUCAUCUUAGUUGACUUUCCCAAGCCAUACUUCUAAAACAAAACACCAGCCCCAUAGACCACUGAGCACCUAGGGAGGUUUCUCUGCCUAGCCAUAGCAUCAUUAAUAGAUGUCCAAAAAUGAGCAAUUCUGGGAAUCACGCAGUGGGUUUUAAGGUAGUUAAUAUCUAUGGUAUAUUAAAAGGAGCAGUCAUCAUAUACUACUGCAUUUCCACUGAAGAGCCAAAAGGCAUUUAAUAUAUAUGUUCAUGAAACAUACCUUUUUCCUCUUUAAAAAAAAAGAUAUACUCAUUUUUUUAUUUUAUGUGUAUGACUGUUUGCCUACGUGUAUAUAUGUGCACCACCUGUGUGCCUGGUGUCUGUAGAAGCCAGCAGGAGGCUGUUAGAUCUCCUGGGCCGGGCGUUCCAAACAGUUGUGAGCUACUGUGUGAGUGCUAGGAGCAAACCUGGAUCCUCUGCAAGAGCAACGAAUACUGGUAACCCCUGAACCAUUUCUCCAGCCCCCUUUGCCUAUCAUCCAUCUCAAGAUAGAACCUAAGUAUUUCACGUCUGACCAGCAGUCUCUGUGGUUCUGCACAGAUUUUGGAAGGUCUUCACUACUCUUGGAAACAAACCCAUGAAUGAAGAAGAAACUCUUAAAAUGGUUCUGUCUGCACUGAUUCAAAGAGGAUUUGUGGGAAAGAAAACUAAAGGCAUGGGUUUCGUCCAAAAAUCAUGAAUUUUUCUAAUUCUACUAUUUUACAACUUGCUGAGACACAAAUACUGUGCCCUUCCUGUCCUACUGACCACUGGGUAUGUAAUCUUUGAGGGAUAUGCGCUUUUAGGAAAAAGGAUUUCCCUUUAAGGGAGCAAUCUAAGAUAGUCUCUGAAAGGCAGAAAGUUUACAAAUUAGACACUGGGUAUUUUUUAAGAACCUUCAGUGGAAGCAUGUCAUCAAUUCAUCACAGGCCUUUCCUGUCUUUGAAUUAGAAUCCAGACUAGUGUGGGAAGCAGUCUCUCUGGACUUUGAUUUAGGGAUCAUGUUUUGGCCUGGAAAAUAAGCAUUGGCCUGCGUGUUUAGAAGCUCCCUGAAAUCAGUUAGCAUCCUAAUACGAGUCAGAUGCUGCAGAAAUGUAAGGCACUUCAAGUCACUUAUGGGUUGGCUUGGUUUGGUUUUUCUUAGCACCACCUGGGAUCACAGAGGCUCCUAAGAUACAUGAGACCUUUGCAGUGUUUUCUCUCCACCUUCUGAGACAGAGGGAAGCAAGGAAACAGGGGAGAAAAAAAAGAGUGAACAAAUUCAGUGCAGUGUUUUACACAGCUUGGUACCAUGAUAGUACCAGGGACAGGUUUUAAUAGAAAUUUAAGCUAUUUGUAUUACGAACAUAGGAGUGUCCACAUGUUGUUGUAACUCUGUCCUGCAAGAGCAGGUAUUCCAAUGACACUGGCCUGUGCUUAGCUGAGGAACUUCCAGCUUCAGAUUCUGUUACAAGUGUCACUUGCCAAAGGACCUUACUGUUCCUUCUAAGCAUCCCAGCACCUGGUGUGAUCUAGCUUUCCUCCACCCAUACUUUGUCUUCAGCUUCCCCUUCCCUCACAUAUCACAGCCCUUCUCUCCCAAAGGGACCUUUGCAGCUUCUAUUGGACCCAGAUACCCUUUACCUCUACAGCAUAGACACCAAAUGUCCCAUAGUCCUCUCACACCCUGUGUUCCAGCCUUCAGUGUUUGGACAGAGCACCACUGUCACCAAGGAGCCUGUGUGAGACACACUGCUGAGACUGCCUCUUGUUAAUGUCACCAUCACCUCAUCACUCAGGCAAAGAGGGGAAAAUCCAUAAAAGAGGUGGAAAAUGCAUUUAGUUUUUUCAUUUUGUUCUACUUUAUUAAAAAGGUUGGGUGUUCUAGUUCUUGGUUUCUCAUAGAUUUUUAAACUAUCUAAUUAGAGAACACUUUUGAUCCAUCACAGCAGGUCACCAGCCAUGACAAGGCUCAAUCUAGGACUCUCAGCUUCCUGCGCUGCUGGACACAUUGACCUCUGUGCAAACAUUGUAGACUUCUUAUUGCUACUCAAUUCUUGCUACUGCUCAUGAUUCAAAUGUCUACCACAAUCUGAAUUGGGAUGUUGACAUUUUGUGGUUAUUUUCAGAUUAAUAGUAAUUGUUAUGCUCUUAAAAGCACUCAUAGAAAGUGUAAGCAUGUGUAAGCAUGUCCUGAAUAGCUUACUAUUCUGUCAUGGUAAAACACAGCCUUUCUGUUCAAAUAUUAGGCCAAUCUGUAGGUGGAAAAAUUAACCAAUAAAAUAAAGACAGCUUUGGAAAGGAGAAGGCACUUUAAAGACAUGAAACCUCUUAUUACAUGCUCUUGUAUGUUUUUAAGCAUAAUAAGCUAACUGGAUUUGGGUAUAUGCCCUUUAAGUUAAAAAUAAUAUGUAUUUCUAAUUUGCAUAUUUAAUUUUGUCAACACUAAGAAAUGUUCAUGUGUUGAAUUUGUAAAUAUAAUUUGCAACCAAAUGAAGUAUUUAUUUUUAAAAAGAAAAGGUGGAGGAACCAAUAUCAACUUGUACAUAAUGAAAAUAUGCGUGUACAUAUAUUUUCCUUCUUGACACUACUUGAUCAUUAUAUCAAGUGUAUUUUUGUACAUAAUAUAUAUUGGUUAGAAAAAAAUAGAUUGUCUAUUGAAAGAAAUUCUCUCUCUGCAGUAGAUUAUAUUUAUCCUAAUCUAUUGAUAUUCUGUUGAUUUGUUUUAAGAGAUAGAACUCUAUUUUUUUGAACUUCCAGAGAAUUGCAUUCAUGGCUUCCACUUGUAAAUAUGCUAAGGGUAUUUUAAUAAAUCUUGGUUUCAUGUCCA